Messenger RNA from Adineta ricciae, 1644 nucleotides. Lineage: Eukaryota; Metazoa; Rotifera; Eurotatoria; Adinetida; Adinetidae. The record is from the annotation of a GenBank genome assembly.
AUGCUUUUGUUUCUAAUAUUUUCUCUAUUUAUAAUUCUUUCUUAUAUCAUUUAUAAUAAAAACAAGAAGAAAAGAUUGUCAUCAAAUAUUUCUCAAUAUGAUCAUGCAAUUAUUAUUGGUGGCAGUUUUGCUGGAAUAAUUACAGCUGUUUAUUUAACAAAAUAUUUUAAAAAAAUAACAAUAAUUGAAAGUGAUGAUGUAUUAAAUGAUAAAUUAAUGAAAUCAACACCUGAAGAGAUUAUGAAUAAUCGUUGUUAUUUAGAAAGUCCAACAUCAUUAGGACGAACAGGAGUUCCUCAUAUUUAUCAACCACAUAUUUUACCAAUUGAAGGACAAAAUAUUUUGAAGGAAUUAUUUCCUAAUUUAUUUUCUGAUUUAUUAGAUCAAUAUAAUAUUUGUCAAUAUUCACUAAAUCAUGGAGCAAAGUUUGUUAUCAAUAAUGUAACAUUAAAUGAAAAUUUAACAGAGAAAAUUCACUAUUUUGCAAUUGAUCGUUUUAUAUUAGAAAUUGUUUUAAGAAAAUAUUUAUGUUCAAAAUAUGAAGAACAAAUUCAAUGGAAAUGUAAUUCGAAGGUAAUUCAACUUUUAACAGAUUCAUCAUUAAAUCUUGUUCAAGGUGUUAAAUAUCGUUUGAAACAAACAUUUGUUGAUAUUUAUGGUGAUUUUAUCAUUGAUUGUACUGGUCAAUAUUCAUCAUCAAUUAAAUGGUUAAAGAAUUCGUUUAAUUUAUAUAUUCCAAGUGAACAAAUUCAUUUUGGUUGUGGUUAUCUUUCAUUUAUUGGUGAAAGAUUUACAACGAAUAAUUCAUCAUUAGAUUCGUUAUAUUUAUUUGUUCAUACAGCAAAUGUUCCUUUAAAUAAUAUUGGUUGUUAUAUUGCACCAAUUAGUGUGAUUAAAAAGACAAAUGAAAAUUCAUUAGGAAUCUUAUCUUCAGUUGGGAUUAAUUCAAAUAAUUAUGAACAUCCACCAAGUGAUUCUUUCGAAGAUUUAUUAGAAUGGAUUAAAGACAAAAUAUCUGUGGAAUGUUAUAUGAUAUUGAAAUCAAUAAAAGUAUUUAGUCCAUUAAUUUCAUAUAAACGUGGAAUGGAUUACAGAAAAUAUGUUGAAAUCUUAGGAAAAAAAUGGCCGAAAAAUUUCAUUUUAUUAGGUGAUUCAAUGUGUGCAUUUGAUCCACAAUUUGGUCAAGGUAUAACUCAUAUUUGUAGACAAGCAAAAGAAUUAAAUAAGAUUUUCGAAGAAAAUUCUUCUGAAUUAAAAGAUAUUUCUCAUAUUUACAAUUCUCGUGCAUCAAAAAUUAGUGAUGAAUGUUGGAUUGCUUCAACUGCAAGUAAUUGGAAAACAUCAACACUAAAAGUUAUUCGAACAAAUCAAUAUGGUGAAACAAAAAUAUUUCGACGAAAUGAAAAUUUUUCGAAUAGUUCAAAAGAGUAUCAACUUAAAACACCGUUCUUAAUUAAAUUUAUGCAAUGGUAUAAUUAUUGGCUUUUACAUUGUGCAUCAAAAUCAGGAAAAUUAUCUACUGAAUUUCUAUAUGUUAUCAAUCAACAUAAAAAUCCAAUUGUUUUAUUUAAACCAACAACAUUCUUUUCUGUUUGUUUUGCUUCUUUUAUGAGUUAUUUUCAUUUAUCAAAGAAACAUGCCUAA